AACAGGGGGGGUUCGAUAAGGGUGGGGGUCUGUGGUGGCUUGGUUCACGUUUCUCUCCAGAACUCAUACUUUCCUUCACUUCCGAAGUUGUGAGUCGGACUAGGAAGAUUUUGUUCCGGUAAUUUAGGUUAAUUUAGUGGUUCCGAGACUCCUGACGCUUGUCGUUUAAGGGCCAGCUACGACUGGCUGACUGGACUGGUACAGAGAUGCUGGACCUGUCAGAGGAUCCUCGAGGUUUUCAGGAGAUGGAGCUGGUGGACAUCCUCUGGAGGCAGGACGUGGACCUGGGGGCGGGCCGAGAAGUGUUCGACCGGCGCCUGCGCCAGAAGGAGGCGUCGCUACGGCGCCAGAGGCAGCUGGAGGAGGAGGAGCUCCGGCAGCGGGAGGAGGAGAAGGAGGAGGGGCGUCGCCGGGGGCUGCAUCUGGACGAAGAGACGGGGGAGCUGACGCCCCUCCCCCUCACGUUGCCGAGUGAGGACGAUGCUGAUGCAGACCAUGGCUCCACGCACAAGGACCCCAUGCUGUGUGAGAUGGAAGAAGAGACUCUGUCGUUCGCUGAGUGCAUGCAGCUGCUGGAAGACAGUUUUCCUCUGGAUGAGAACAUGCAGGUCCCCUCCCCUGUGGUCAGCCCCCCAGCCCUGCCCAUGCCCCAGCCCUCACCUGUUACCCAGAACCCAAUGCUGUCAGCGCUGCUGACUCCGCAAAGUGCGUCCCCAAAACCGUCUAAACAUUCCCUCUCCUCUGUCCCUCCACCUGCCCCGUCCUGCCUCCCUCCACCUGCCUCGUCCUGCCUCCCUCCACCUGCCCCUCCACCUGCCCCGUCCUGCCUCAUUCCACCUGCCCUGCCCUGCCUCCCUACACCUGCCCCGCCCUGCCUCUCUACACCUGCUCCGUCACCUCUCCCAGUCUCUCCUGCUCCCCAAUCCCAACAUUCACCCCUCCUAAAACCCCUCCAGGUCCGAUCGCCCCCCUCAGCUGCCCAGUCCCCCUCAGGCAGUGUGGAGGCAGAGCAGGUCUGGCUGGAGCUGCUAUCUCUCCCAGAGCUCCACAACCUCAGUAUGCAGGUAUCAGAGAUCCUGGAGCAAAGCAGUCUGGUAGGAGAGAAGCAGAACUACAGCAGCCUGCCCGUAGUGGUGGAGGAGGAACACUACAGCCAGUACUGCCACCUAAACUACCCUCCCACAGCUACACCGCUCCUUCCUAGUCCCCUGCCAUCCCACAACAUCCCCUACCCCUCUCACUCUCCAAUGGAGGACCUGUCUCACCCUCUGCUUGACGACCUGUGUCACACUCCCCUGGAGGACUUGUCACCCCGGCCCCUAAAGAACAUGGCCCACCCUCCCUUGAAAGACCUGGCUCACCCUCUGCUGGGGGACCUAUCUGAUCCCGCCCUGGAAGACCUGUGUCCCUUUCCCCUGGAGGACCUGUGUCCCCCUAACCUGGAAGACAUGUGUCCCCCUAACCUGGAGGACCUAUCACCCCCUAACCUGGAGGACCUAUCACCCCCUAACCUGGAGGACCUAUCACCCCCUAACCUGGAGGACCUAUCACCCCCUAACCUGGAGGACCUAUCACCCCCUAACCUGGAGGACCUAUCACCCCCUAACCUGGAGGACCUAUCACCCCCUAACCUGGAGGAGCUAUCACCCCCUAACCUGGAGGACCUAUCACCCCCUAACCUGGAGGACCUAUCACCCCCUAACCUGGAGGAGCUAUCACCCCCUAACCUGGAGGACCUGUGUCCCCCUAACUGGGAGGACCUUGAUUUGACUGAAGAAUUCCUCGGCCAUCCACAUGGUGAGUCUCCAGACUCUGCAGUGUGGAUAGACACAAGCUCAUCUGGGGCAUCCAAUCAGGAAGACGGCUCCUGGGGCUUCAGUGAAUCAGAAACAGAGGAGAUGGUGACAAAUCCCAGCCACAGCCAAUCACAACAAGGGGAAAAUACAUCCCACAGCAUGCUCCACCAAUCAUCUUUUGGCUCUUCCCUCUCGUCAUCAGGCCCGUCCUCUCCUGACACCAAUCCCCUCACAGACGUCAGUGGCCAUGCUGAGCGUCUCACCAAGUCCAGAAAGUCCUCCAGAUCCAGGGGGCGGGGCCGUUUGUCCCGUGAUGAGCAGCGAGCCAGGGCCUUGUCCAUCCCCUUUGCUGUAGACAGUAUUAUUAACCUUCCUGUUGAUGACUACAAUGAACUGAUGACACGUCACCAGCUUAACGAAUCACAGCUGGUUCUGAUCCGGGACAUCAGGAGGCGGGGAAAGAACAAGGUGGCAGCCCAGAACUGCCGCAAACGCAAGAUGGCGUCCAUCAGCGGUUUAGAGGAGGAGAUGGAGGAGCUCCAGAGUGAAAGGGGCCGUCUGCUGGGGGAGCGUGCCCAGAGAGAGAGCUCCCUGAAGGAGCUUAGGGUGCAGCUGGGCAGCCUCUAUCUGGAGGUUUUUAGCAAACUGAGGGAUGAGGAAGGGCUGCCAUAUUCCCCAAGUCUUUACUCCCUCCAGCAGGCCUCUGACGGAUCCAUGUUCCUGGUGCCACGUGCUAAAAAGCCCCUCCAGGGUAACGCAAAUUAGGGUCCUCAUUGUUGCACUUUUCUUGUGAUGUUGGUUGUCACAGUCUUUGGCCACAAUUCAGAUCCAUUUGCUGGAUCAGGUUAAUUAUAUAAAAAGUGUUUGCUUCAUAUACUGGGGGUAUUUCCCAUCUUUUAAUCCUUCUUUAUUUUGUAUUUUUAUAUUAUCAAUAAUAUUGUAUGGUUUUAUAUCUGAUUUACCUUUGAAUGACUUUCAUUGCCUUGUAUGCAUUGGUAUUUCUCAAUUUCUUUUGUAUUGAAAUAAACCGUCUUUCAGGAGUCA
Messenger RNA from Hypomesus transpacificus, 2840 nucleotides. Its product is annotated as nuclear factor erythroid 2-related factor 2-like. Lineage: Eukaryota; Metazoa; Chordata; Actinopteri; Osmeriformes; Osmeridae. Gene Ontology annotation, biological process: regulation of transcription by RNA polymerase II; cellular response to oxidative stress. Gene Ontology annotation, cellular component: nucleus. Gene Ontology annotation, molecular function: DNA-binding transcription factor activity, RNA polymerase II-specific; RNA polymerase II cis-regulatory region sequence-specific DNA binding. The record is from RefSeq and is a predicted model, not a curated record. The coding region runs from base 207 to 2561 and encodes 784 amino acids. The transcript has 5 exons.